Aspergillus sclerotioniger CBS 115572 is the source of this 815-nucleotide messenger RNA. RefSeq lists its product as uncharacterized. The record is from RefSeq and is a predicted model, not a curated record. The coding region runs from base 133 to 591 and encodes 152 amino acids. The transcript has a single exon. NCBI's taxonomy places the organism in Eukaryota, Fungi, Ascomycota, Eurotiomycetes, Eurotiales, Aspergillaceae.
CCCGGAUUUUCGUUUCGCGGAUCCACCUCAACAGCGCCCCGAUUCACCACAACGUAUAGAUAGGUAGUUAAACUCGAGAUAUCUCGUAUCUCAAUUCUCAGCCCCAUCCCGCCCAUCUGGCAUCCAGUGGAUAUGCUCCUGCAACAGGGAGUACUGCCGCUGCUCGGAGAAGAACCCGAUCAGAUGGCCACUUCUCCAAUGUGCGGACACGCUCAUGAUGACGCCGAUUCAUCGGUCGCCCAUGUCAGACUGCAGAACCACUUCGGUUUAGAGUUUCCAGGCCGGAGGGUCACUUCCUAUCAAUCUUCCGGGAAUCCUAUCCUGUGUCACUCUAUGAUGGGUACUAGGGUUCUGCAGUCUACCGAAGGCCCGCCCCCCUUGGACCAGGUUCAACCCAGAUAUACAAUAUCUCGUGGUCAAGGGUCUCUCUCAACCGAUUGUCGAUUGUCUCAACGCGCGACUCAAAUGUUUCGUGGUGUCUCUUUCUCGUCUCAUAUCUUUUCUUGGCCCCUCUUACGUAACAACAUCGCCUCAUAUGGGUUCGAUUCAAUCAAUUCAAUCACAAUAACCAGUCCGACCCAUCAGCAUUAGGCAUGGCCGCUGGCCGCCCGGGCUGACACUCAAUGGACUAAACCAAACAAUGCUUAGCAUGGCCCGGUUGACUGCCCCGUCCGCUCGCCUUAGUUCUUACUGUAUGCGCCUAGCCCCGUAGUAAUGUGAUAUCUAUAGCAUCAAUUGGGUAGCGCGCUGAAGCGUCGAUGAAAGGCUCUUAGCGCAAGCUGGUUUGCUGGGUUGUUGUGGUUUGCUUUGCCAGG